This is a messenger RNA of Babesia bigemina, 795 nucleotides long. RefSeq names its product RNA methyltransferase, putative. The record is from RefSeq and is a predicted model, not a curated record. NCBI's taxonomy places the organism in Eukaryota, Apicomplexa, Aconoidasida, Piroplasmida, Babesiidae. The transcript has 3 exons. Gene Ontology annotation, molecular function: rRNA (uridine-N3-)-methyltransferase activity. Gene Ontology annotation, biological process: rRNA base methylation. The coding region runs from base 1 to 795 and encodes 264 amino acids.
AUGUACGUCGACAUAACGGACAAGCGGCGAAUCGCACAUCUGCGAUACGUGCUGAAGGCGGAUGUUGGCAAGGAGUUGAAAUUUGGAGUUGUCGGCUCGACGCUGGACUCGGCCACCGUCACCGCCGUAGACCCGAAGGUCAUAACGGUGCGCUUAUCCGAAGCGUUUCGCAGCCAUCAGCCGCCGCAGCAGCCGGUGGUCGACCUUGUUGUCGGCCUCCCGAGACCCAAGUCGCUGGACAAACUGCUACAGUAUGCGGCCAGCAUUGGCGUCGCGCGGAUCAAGCUUGUCUGCUCCUCGCGGGUCGAGCUGGAUUACCUCAAAUCGCACCAGCUCGAACCCGAGAGCAUCGAGCACUCACUCAUGCUCGGCAUGGAGCAGGGGGUGACCACGUUCAUGCCCGACAUCCAGCUCUUCAAAUCCAUGGGGGCGCUUCAGCGAGACCUCGGCAAGAGUCAGUACAGCCUCCGGAUCAUCGCGCACCCGGGGACGCCGGAGACGCUGGGAUCCCUGCAAAUCGUGCAGCACGAGCGCGGGCCCAUCCUGGUCGCCAUCGGCCCCGAGGGCGGCUGGCUCGAUCACGAGGUUGAUUAUUACGAAGGCUUGGGGUUCAGGAAGUUCAACAUCGGCGAGCGCAUCCUCAGGGCGGAGGUGGCCGCGGUGGCCAUCCUCUCGCAGCUGCAGCUGCUGCUGACUGACCCCACCCUGCGCCGCGGACUACCCCCGGCCACGCGGGGCUGCGAUCUCGAACCGGACCUCAAAGAGGCACGCGUCAUACCGCAUGGCAACGACUAA